AUGUCUGUAUUGGUCGAUGAUAAUCCUGCCUCUAAUAUAAAGAGUAUAGCUUGUGAAAUGGUUCCAUAUUCGGCUAUAGUUCAGCAUUUAAACUUGAAUGUUUUUGGACAACAACAAACCCCUGAAAACCUUAUUGAUAAUGACAUGAAGUCAAUUCAACCAAAUGUAACAGAUAAUAAUCCAUCUCCUACUUCUCAGCAAGAUAAUAACAAUUAA
Messenger RNA from Funneliformis mosseae, 216 nucleotides. NCBI's taxonomy places the organism in Eukaryota, Fungi, Glomeromycota, Glomeromycetes, Glomerales, Glomeraceae. The record is from the annotation of a GenBank genome assembly.